CUCAUUUGCAUUAACGUCAGUAAAGGCUGUAGGUCAAUCCUUGCGGGUGCUUUUAUUGGAUGUGCCGCUGUCAAGCAGUGCUGAAGAAUUGGAAGGGCAAACGCCAGAAAAGGCAGAGAAAAGACAAACAUUAAAUCAGCAUUAUGUAGCUCGAUUCUGCCUUACCUCCGUCCGCGUCAGCCUAAAAUAAUCCGUCCCCGCUUUCAGAUCUGAAACUUGUGGACACGGAGCGGUCUUUUUUUUCUUUCUUUUUUUAAAGAUUUUUUUUCCUCCUCCGUGUGUCUCUUUCAAGCGAGUGCAUUCUCCAGAGGAGGUACCUCCACACAUCACAAUUUGACAGCCUCUACAUCCUUUUUUUUUUUUUUUUUUUUUAACCUCCAGAAUGAGAGAAAAUCGCGGAGCCUGGUAACACCGUAGCCAAUUGCACCCGGGUUUUGGACCUCUUAUAUCAGGCGGAACAUCCUCAACCGGGCAGCGGAUGCCUGAAUGAAGACUGCGAACCAUCCACGAAGAUUUCUCUGCUUUCUAAACAUGUGAAUUUUGGGCUGGUAAUUGGAGUGGUCUGUCGGGCUACAUGGCAUUAUGUUUUAUAAAGGGUGUUUGACAUGGGAGCGACCGACCAGAAUAACACUCUGCAGUGUGAAUAUUUCAGCCUGUUGAUGAUGAGCCGCUCAGGACUGGAGCAAAGUGUCGUGAGAAUCGGUUUAUGGCCCGUGUCUUGAGCUGAAGAGGGCAAUCAGAUUGUUGAAGAGAGAGCUAAAAAGAAAAAAAAAGAAAAAAAAAGCAUCAUCUUUUGAUGGCUCCGAUGUGGGAGAAAACGUUUGCACAUAAAAGCUUGGACACAAAAAAUGGAUAAAACUAAUGCAUGAAGCUGACGGGGGGACUGCAUGGUGUGUUUUGGGCCUAUUUGAUAACAGUGAAGUUGAGGAAAAUGAGAAAAUUGUGAUGUGGUACGAAGAAGGCCAGAGAGGAGCCCUAGUGAGGGAUCAAAUCGUCCAUGGGGAUCUGAGCAGCUGAAGAAUAACGGAAAGCAAGUUUUCGAGGACAAGACAGCUGCUUUGAUUAAAAAUCUCCAAUUAACUUCUGUGAAAAACAGAGGGAGGAAAUCAGCUUCCUGAUCGGGGGGUGGGGGUUAGAUAGAUAUAUUAUUCAUGCCUUGUGUUAGAGCAAUUGGAGAGCCGGCUUUGCUGUGGCCUAGAUGAUACAUACAUAUAUGUAUUUAUACUAAAAAAGAACCCUAGGAGGAAGAGUGGACCUUCACAAAGCACAAAGAAGGCGAAUGACACUCUUGUAGCCUCAAAGUAAAGCACUUGCGCAAAAAGAAAAAGGCUGAAGUGGGUUGAAGCAUGGGCUGUGCUUCAAGUAUUCAUAUAUCUGAUAGGGUGGUCUACCACAGUGGAAAAGAGUCCGAGGAUUCCCACUCACCCCAGCAGACUAAUACCACUCAGCAUCAAGGAAAUCCUGCCUCUGGACUACCCCUAAAACCCCCAAGCUGCAAGACCACAUUAACAGAGGUGCAAUUUGGACCAAUGAAGUUAUUUAAAGACCCACUUCAGGUACUUUUAGUUUUUGCCAAAGAGGAUAGUCAGAGUAAUGGCUUCUGCUGGGCUUGUGAGAAGGCCAACUACAGGUGCAGCAUGGCGCGGACACCUGAGUCGGCUCUUGAAUGCUUCUUGGAGAAGCAUCAUGACCUUGUCAUCAUUGACCACAGACAUUCCAGACACUUUGACGCUGAAGCACUAUGCCGGUCAAUUAGAGCAGUCAACUCUUCAGAAAACACUGUGAUAGUCGCCGUUGUGAAAAGGCCAGACAGAGAGGAAGCCUCUGUAAUGCCACUGAUCAAUGCCGGCUUUAAUAGGAGAUAUGUGGAAAAUGCCAAUAUGAUGACCUGCUACAAUGAGCUGCUAAUGUUGGAGCAUGGAGAAGUGCUAGCACAGUUCAAACUGAGGGCUGGCAAUGCUAUUUUCACAGCGCUGGAACAAAGCCAAGACGCCAUAGAGAUCACUUCUGAAGAUCAAGUUAUUCAGUAUGUGAAUCCUGCCUACGAGUCCAUUAUGGGCUACCAACAAGGGGAGCUAAUAGGGAAAGAAAUAAUAGAAGUGCCUAAAAGUGAGAAGAAUAAGCCUGAUCUCCUUGAAACAAUAAACUCCUGUAUACGGAAAGGAAAGGAGUGGCAGGGGAUUUAUUAUGCCAAAAAGAAGAACGGAGACAGCAUUCAGCAAAAUGUGAAGAUCACACCUGUAAUUGGACAGGGAGGAAAAAUCAGACACUAUGUGUCUAUCAACAGGCCUUUAAAUGAUAAUAAUAAGAGUGAUAAAUCCAGUGAACGUGUGCAAGCAGAGUCUCAGACAGACAUACAAUCCAGUAAGCACAAAGACCGGAGGAAAGGCUCUCUGGACGUUAGAUCCACAACAUCUCGUGGGAGCGAUGGGAGCUCACAGAGGAGACACUCCUCAAUGGCCCGAAUUCACUCCAUGACUAUAGAGGCUCCCAUCACCAAGGUAAUAAACAUCAUAAAUGCAGCACAGGAAAGUAGUCCUAUGCCAGUGGCAGAGGCUUUGGAUCGGGUGCUGGAAAUCCUGAGGACUACAGAGCUCUACUCCCCACAGCUGGGCACCAAGGAUGAAGAUCCCCACACAAAUGACCUUGUGGGGGGGUUGAUGACGGAUGGUUUACGCAGAUUGUCAGGAAAUGAAUACAUCCUUUCCACAAAGCAGCCCCACCAUCUCCCCAGCCACCUGACAACCCCUCUGUCACUAAAUGACAUCCCCCCUCGUAUUGCACAGACUAUGGAGAAUGAGGACUCUUGGGACUUUGACAUCUUUAACUUAGAAGCUGCAACCAUAAAACGACCUUUGACCUACUUGGGCCUGAAGAUCUUCUCCCGCUUUGGGGUUUGUGAAUUCUUAAACUGCCCUGAAGCUACUUUGCGCUCCUGGCUUCAAGUGAUUGAAGCUAACUACCACUCCAGUAACUCCUACCACAACUCCAGCCAUGCAGCUGAUGUUUUGCAUGCAACUGCAUAUUUUCUCUGCAAGGAGAGGGUCAAGCAAAGUUUGGAUCCCAUUGAUGAGGUGGCUGCCCUGAUUGCUGCUACCGUGCAUGAUGUGGACCACCCAGGCCGCACCAACAGCUUCCUAUGCAAUGCAGGAAGUGAGCUGGCUAUUCUCUACAAUGACACAGCUGUAUUAGAGAGUCACCAUGCUGCACUGGCCUUCCAGAUCACCACAAGAGACGAUAAGUGCAACAUCUUCAAAAACAUAGAAAGGAAUGAAUAUCGAACGUUACGACAGGCCAUCAUAGAUAUGGUGCUUGCAACUGAGAUGACCAAACACUUCGAACAUGUCAACAAAUUUGUGAACAGCAUCAACAAGCCACUGGCUGCUUUGGAAGAGAAUGGGGGGAACAGUGAUGAGGAAUCUGUCAAAAGCAUCCUGACAUCCCCUGAGAAUCGCAUCCUUGUCAAGCGGAUGCUGAUUAAGUGUGCAGACAUUUCCAACCCAUGCAGGCCUCAGGAGCUCUGCAUAGAAUGGGCAGGACGGAUCUCAGAGGAGUAUUUUGCACAGACUGAUGAGGAGAAGAGACAAGGUCUACCAGUGGUUAUGCCUGUCUUCGACAGAAACACAUGUAGCAUCCCAAAGUCCCAGAUUUCCUUUAUAGACUACUUCAUUACAGACAUGUUUGAUGCAUGGGAUGCUUUUGCAGACCUACCUAAUCUUAUGCAGCACUUGGACAACAACUUCAAGUACUGGAAAAGCUUGGAUGAGCGGAAGCUGCACAGCCUGCGACCACCUCCAGAGUAGGUGCUGCAGUGUUUGGCCCUGACACUCUGCAGUCCAGGGCAGACCUCCUCUCUCUCUCGCUGGGGCGUCUCUUUCCCUGCCAGCCCAGCCAGCCAGCCACAGGGCCUCCAUGCCUUCACUCUCCUGCUUCUGUAGCGCGCCGAGCGUCCACAUGUCCGUCCAUACAGAAACCACAGAGAGACUUCCUGAUGCAGCAGUAAUGUUGCUGGCUUCGCAAGCCUGUCCGAUGAGAACUGUGACAAAAAGACACGGACAUACAGCAUCCUUAUGAACUUUUAGUGCCUCUCAGGCAUUCGCAGUGUAGCUGGUCAAGUGAAAUGACUGAAAUAGGGUCCUCACAGGUCUCCUGGCAAAGCAUCUGACCUCUGAUUACCACAUAGGCACUCCCGUCUGCCUGUGAAGUUGCUAAUAGAGUAAAAACUGCUUGUUUACUGAAGGAGUGGAUGGAAGUGUGGUCUGCAUAUGAAGGUGUCUAGUCCACGUCAGGCCAUGUAAUCACUUUUGACCUCCACCCCUGCUCGCAGCGAAGCAGGACUACUCCUUCAACCUCUGGAGGCCACACCAUGAAAGAACACUCCACUGCUUUUCUUUUGUUUGUUUGUUUUUUUUUUUGUUUGUUUUCAGGCAAUAUUUUUGCGUGUCCUUCAGAAACACAACCAAGAUGACACCUAGAUGUCAAAACAGACAUGAGAGGGGAUGCUUCCUUAAUGGGUCAGGGAGUGGACCUUCAUUCUGGGCCACUGCUGAGAGACAAAAACCUCAACAUCUUGAUCAUAGUGUCUAAUUACAGAUGAUUUGGUAUGCUAAUUUUUCUUAGAUGUUCCAUAUUUUCUAUAUUAAAUUCCAUAAAUGAAUUAGUUGAUAAAGAAGAAAAAAAUAAAGUAAAAAUAGAGAAAAGCCAAAGCUAAUUAAGACAAAUACUACUAUAACUCUCAAAAAUUCACAAUUAUUAUUCAUAUGAAGCAUUACCUUGUUAAACAUUUUUAUUUUCUUAUCGAGAGUACAGUACCAGUUUGAAUGAACACUUUUGUAUUGCACUGUAAACAAUAUUAGAAAUGUCUACGUCUCAGUGAUUUGUCCAGGGAUGGGAUGUUGCAUUGGAGAAUAAGCUGUUAUAGUUGAUCAUCAGGAGAUUGUGUAUGUGUGUUUACGUGUGUUUUUGUGAGCGAGAAUGUGUGGGAGUCUUUUGGUUGUUGGUGCGAGUGUGUGGGUGUAUUCAUUGUUGCAACAAUCCCUUACUCUUGGUUUAAUGCUGUAAACCGCUUGACAUUUGACAACAGCAGAAAUAUGUGAAAACAUUUUGGACUUGAAAAUUUUUUCUCCCAGAAAUUUUUGUAUCUGGUUUAUCCUACUGAAAAGACUGCCUUAUUUUAUACAAUAUUUAUACAGUACAUCCCACUGUGCAACUGCAACAGACAUCCGGAGUUUUUAUUAUAACAUAGUCAGAAGGUUAUGUUCAAGUAAAUUUCAAUAUUUUUAUAGACAAUGAAUUUUACACUGGAUUUGCAGCAGAUGAGAUCAACCAUUUUAGCUAUCUGAUUACCUGUGAAUAAGAAAGUCACACAGAGCAUGUAUGCAGAGAACUAAAUGGUAAAGCAGGAUGUGGAUUGCAGAGUUGUCUAUCACUGUCUUUAAGCAGUCUCCUAGAGGCCAGCUUACAUUAAGUUUUGAUCAAACAUCAUUCUAUUUUGGCCACUUGUCCAACAUCUUUAUGCACAGACCCAGGGAACAGUUUUUUUGUUCAAGGUUGGAUUCAGAUUAGGAUACUAAUAUAUGUUAAAGAUUGUUGCUUAUUAAGAAUAUUUCCUCUUUAAACAGUAUAUAAAUGCCAUAACAAGCUAAGCAAGUGGUGGUUAAUAAGAUGCAUUGACCACAAUUAUCUUUGUUUCUCUCUUAUGACAGAACUGUACACUCAAUCAGGGGAUUUGUUUGUUCCUUCUGAUUCACAUUUUGGUCUGAAGGCACGGAAAAAAAUAGAAACUAUUCAAUGAAAAAUAAAAUAAUGUCAACUAUA
This is a messenger RNA of Melanotaenia boesemani (Boeseman's rainbowfish), 5817 nucleotides long. RefSeq names its product phosphodiesterase 8A (gene pde8a). Gene Ontology annotation, molecular function: 3',5'-cyclic-AMP phosphodiesterase activity. Bases 1347 to 3803 code for a protein of 818 amino acids. NCBI's taxonomy places the organism in Eukaryota, Metazoa, Chordata, Actinopteri, Atheriniformes, Melanotaeniidae. The transcript has 22 exons. Gene Ontology annotation, biological process: positive regulation of ERK1 and ERK2 cascade; cellular response to epidermal growth factor stimulus; signal transduction. The record is from RefSeq and is a predicted model, not a curated record.